This is a messenger RNA of Gigantopelta aegis, 16681 nucleotides long. Its product is annotated as E3 ubiquitin-protein ligase MYCBP2-like. The record is from RefSeq and is a predicted model, not a curated record. Bases 227 to 13756 code for a protein of 4509 amino acids. Lineage: Eukaryota; Metazoa; Mollusca; Gastropoda; Neomphalida; Peltospiridae. Gene Ontology annotation, cellular component: nucleus. The transcript has 88 exons.
ACAGCCCAGAUGGCUGAGGUGUGUGCCCAGGACAGCGUGCUUGAAUUAUAAUUGGAUAUAAGAACGAAAAUAAGUUGAAAUGUAAUAUUGUUCUUUCUAGAUUGUUGGACUUGGUCUGAAUGGUGUUUUUGAACUGGUGCGUGAGACCUGCCACAAGUACCCAGAGCUGUGUGUAAAGGCUCUGAAAGCCUUGCUUGAUAUUCUGCAGGGCCAGCAGCCAGAGGGCAUGAAGGAUGAGCCCACAGACGUCAUAGAAAAGCUGUAUAGUCUGUUAAUGGAGAUUGCGACAACAUCUGGAGGAGACACUAAAUACGAUGGUCAGUCUCUGACAUCACUGGCGUGUUCCGCCCUCAUCAGUCUGACCAUCUCACUGGGUAACACGGGCAAGCUGCUGCAAGCUGUCACUGCUCUGUUGAUGAGUCCAGUGGCUUUGGCAACUGAAGAUGUGCAGGUCCCUGGAAUUCUGUCAUUGCUUCAGAAGAGUGUGUAUGCUGUGUUACUUGGGAAAUCACAGCUUCCAGACUGGAUCAACUGUGGUGUCAAGUCAAAGUCUUGUGUAUUGAUGUUUGAUAUAGAAAGUUUUCAAGAAUACUCGAGUACAAUGGAAGAAAGUGCUGUGGCCAGUGAUGGACGAUAUCUCUACCUACUGAACAAGAAAGGACUCUUCAAAGUUGGGUCUGGCUUUGGAGGAACUGUGAAGGGUCACAUUUAUAACCACAAAGAUGAUUUUCCACUGAAAGUGUGGUUGGCUUUUUCUGGGGGAAAACUUUUGUGUCGAAGUGACAACAGUGCUAUCAAUCUACGUAUUGUGAACACAGACACUCUGGAACUUGAAACUGCAUAUGAAUUUGAUGGGCCUGUAACUGGUGUCCUCUUCAGUGAUGGUGUAAACAUUGGACAGAUAGCACCUGCUCAAGAUAUGGACACUUUUGUUGUGAGGACGUUUGGUCUGGAUAAGUCACCCAUGCCCAUGUUGAGUGAAAUUCCUCUAAAGCUCACCAGAAGGUGUAUGGACAUGUUUGGAUCAACAUCGUUUGAUAUGGACACAGACAGGAGACCAAUCAACACAGGAUUUGAUGAGGAUACCAGCUCAAUUCUAACUGGGAAAGACUUUGGCCUUAUUAAAACAGUAGGAGGAAAGGUUUUGUACACUGGGAAAGCUGCUUCACUUGGUGUCAAACAGGGUGGGCCACCACCAGGCAAGUGGGCAGAACUCGCUAUAACAAAGUCACCAAAGAUCGUUCAGAUAGCUAUGGGCCAUGACGGACAGCAUGCGUUGAUGGUGUCAGAAGAUGGAAGCAUUUUCUUUGUGGGGACGUCCCGGCGAGGGGAAGAUGGUGACGGUGGUGUGUCUAAAGCUCGUCGACAGCCGAAGCCAGUUAAACCAAAGAAAAUGAUCCGCCUCGACUCUAAGACUGUGAUGUAUGCAGCUUGUAACAGUGGCAGCAGUGCGGUUGUCAGCAAGGAUGGGGAGGUCUUCAUGUUUGGAAAGGACACUUAUCAUUGUGAUCACGCCACUGGUCAGGUCACAGAACUGAAAGAUGUGAACAUCACACAAAUAGCACUUGGUAAGGCUCAUGCCAUUGCCCUGAGCAGCAAAGGACAGAUCUAUUCAUAUGGUAUUAACAACAAGGGGCAGUGUGGACGUGACUACAACCCCGGAGCCACCAGAGAAGGGAGUAACAAUGUGAACAUGGCUGAAGAGGAGGAGGAAGCAGAGACGGAGGAAUUUCUGUGUCCACCUGGUAAACACCGAUGGAAGCACGAUCAGUGCAUGGUGUGUGUUGUGUGUGGGGAGUGCACUGGAUAUGGCUCCAGUUGUGUAAACAGUGGCAAGCCAGAUAGACAGCCUGGCUCACAAUGUGGUUGUGGAGUGGGGGAUGCUGGAUGUGUGCUGUGUGGGGUGUGUAGCUUGUGUGGGGGAGACAAACUGGACCUCGAUGGAUUGGACGAAAGGGGCCUUUUUGAGGUGUUUGCAAAAGGAAAGGAGAGUUCGCCGCUGGAUAUUCUUAUCUCAGCACGUCAUGAAGUGAGGCACAUAGAACAGCUUAGUAGGAAAGUGGAGCAGCAACACAUGAAAGUGAGAAAAGCUCACCAAAAACUAAUAAAGGAGAAAAAACAGAGAGGUGAUGAUGGAGAUCAGGAAAAAGAAUACACCAAGUUAGUGAGUCUACUUCCUGCUGAGGUUGUCAUUGGCAAUGGAGACAUACUUGUGUCUCAGAUAGCCUGUGGUCAACAUCACACAGUUGUUCUGCUACAGAAUGGAGAUGUGUAUACAUUCGGCAGCAAUCACCAAGGACAGCUUGGACAAGGAGAUUUACAUAUCAGAGGCUGUCCCGCCAAGGUUACCCUCCCCAACACAGCUGUCCAGAUAGCAGCAGGGAGUCACCAUACUGUCAUUCUGCUCAACAACGGUCAGGUCUUCACUUGCGGAAACUUUCAGAAAGGAUCACUGGGGAGAUCGGGUUCUGAUGAAUCAGUGGUAAAGAGUAAGAAGAGUCACUGGUAUGCGAUGGCAGGACCCGUUCCUGGAGUUGGAGCAAGGUUUGGCUGCCGAGCGACGUGGAUAGGAGCGAGUGGAGAUCAGACAUACAUGAGGAUUGACGAGUCACUGAUAAAUGCUCACAAUCUGGCCAGGUCAAAUAUAUUUGCAAGCCAGACUUGUAUAGGUCUAAUUCCAAAGGGUGAAGACAAUGCUGGUAUGAUGAAAUGUCUCAUGAUUCAGAAGGCAGAUGGCAGCUGUAAAAGUUUCAGUGAUGCUGACCAAGCUGAUCUCAGCAACCAGGCAGUUUGUAUGGAUCCAGUCUAUGAUGUUCUGUGGGGGUACAAUCCUGUGACACACAAAGUGAACUGUUACAAUGUGUUGUCCACGGAGGCGCGGGACCUGAAGGCUGUGAAUCCCAGCUACUGUAAUCACUUCAGCCCUGAGAUCGCGGUUCCCAUCAGACAAGGGGCCGUUGCCAGCAGGUCACACUGUGCUCUACACAUGCUCAGUUGCUUGGAUACUCUGACAGUCUGUCAGCAGUUGAAUAUGACUGUAGUAGAGGAAACCAAGGAGAAACAGUCCAGUUCUAAGAUUUACAUCAAAGAGGACUACUCGGUAGUGAAUAGAUUUGACAGUCAUGGUGGUGGUUGGGGUUAUUCUGGCCAUAGUGUGGAGGCUGUGAGAUUCAGUUGUGACACAGACAUUCUUCUUGGAGGUUUCGGCCUUUUUGGAGGACGAGGAGAAUAUGUUGGCAGAAUCAAGAUAUUUGAACUUGGAAUGGAUGGUGGAGAAAAUGAAACUGAUGGUGAACUUCUAGCAGAAACAGAUGAAAUUCCAUUUGAAUGUGGAGCAAGAGAAAAGUUCUCCAUGUUGUUUGAAGAGCCAGUACCAAUCCAAGCUAACAACUGGUAUGUGGCAUGGGCAAGAAUAUCUGGACCGAGCAGUGAUUGUGGAUCCAGUGGUCAGUCCUCUGUCACUACUGAUGAUCAAAUUGUCUUCAAGUUCAAAAGCUCAAAGAAAUCAAACAAUGGAACUGAUGUCAAUGCUGGCCAAAUACCACAGCUACUGUACAGGUUGCCAUCUCGAGACAGUCCCAGUGUGAUCCGAAGAACUGAACUUGUUGAUAUGGCUCAUGUUCUUAGUCAAGAGUUUUCUCACUCAGUCACCCCAGCGAGUCUGGAAGCCUUACUACAGCUUCUAGAGUGGGGGUGGAUGACAUUCCACACCUCGAUGCGAGAGAUUGACGGCCUGAAGGGAAUCCACUUCACAGCGGCCAUCACCGAUCUACACAGACUCGUUUACAUCUGUAAAGCUUGCCUGAGGCUCAUGAAGAUAUACAUCAAUGAAAUCUAUCCUGAUGGCGUGACCAAAAAGAAAUAUCCACUGGAAACCACGGAGCUGGCCGAGCGAAUAGGAAAUACGUGUGACUUACUGCGCCGAGUUCUGGCAGAUGAGUUCUACUCUUCCAAGUUUGAGGUGUUUCUCCAUGAACCGGUCUCCCUCACGGACUAUCAGAACCUGCGUGAGGAGAUCCUGCUGGAGUGUCACGAGACUUUCAAAUCGUGUUUUCACGCCUUCUACCCGACUGGGAUGCUCAAGUGGUGGUGUUUGUGUGACUUACUCUGCCAGAUUGAACCGAUACUAGAAUUUAGUCCAAAAAAAUGUGUGAAAAAGGGAAUGCCCAAUGUGAGUGGUGUGGGUCGGCUGCUGGCUGCAGUGAUGGAAGCCAUGUGUCACCCGGCAAUUAAGCUGACCAGCAUCAUGCCCAUCAAUUGUGAACCGGAGGCGGAGGAGGUGCUGAGGCGACAGUCGCUGUGUAUGGAUGACAACACCAACAGCCAAGCGCGGCUCAGUGAGAUGCACAAGUACCCCGUGCUGGCCAGUCACAUGAGCUGUAGGAUGGAGGUUGACAGUGUGGGCUGGGGUAGCCACAUCUCAUUUAAAGAAGUCUUGGAUCACCUGCUGAUGAUCGUCGCUCUGCCAGUUCGCCAGGCUCUCAACAAAGAUGCUCCAACAUUCCCUCCCUCAUUAGUGGUGAACACUUGUGCUUUAAUGACAUCCAUCAUCAGCGAACUGGCUGCAUCUGCUACAGGCUUAGAGAUUGACUUCAAUACAACAUCGAGGCCCCUGCUUGUCACCCCAAACCGUUUUACUCGCACGAGCCAAGGUGCAUAUUGGAACACGGGUAAUGGAAGUCCUGAUGCAGUGGCUUUCUCUGUGGACCGACCGGGGAUCAUCAUAGCUGGGGUGUGUUUGUAUGGAGGAGCAGGACAGUAUGACUUCGAAGUGGAACUGCUAGAUGAACAGCCUGGUGAUGGAGCUCAAGACCUGUCUCAUCACCAUCGCUGGAACAGUUUGGAACUUGUACGAGGAACAUACAAACCAGAAGACUGUGUCAACGAUAUUGCAGAAAUAAAGUUUGACAGGCCUGUUCCACUCAAGGAAAAUGUGAAGUAUGCACUGAAGCUGAAGAAUUGUGGUCCAAGGACACUGAAUGGAGACGGCGGCAUCAGCAAGGUCAAAGCCUCUGAUGGAACAACCUUCACUUUCACCCAUUGCCUUUUCAGCACCAAUGGCACCAACCACACGCGAGGACAAAUACCACAGAUUCUUUACUACAGCACACCACAAGAUGGGGAAACGUAUCAUCAAACAAAUAAGAAUCUAGCAGAACUACAGGCCAGGAAGAAUGCCAUCGACAUCACUGGUGCAGUGUGCAGAAUGGCGACAGAUCUUCUUCGCAGGGCUCACAGUUUGUCAAUUGAUGAAGUGGAAGAAAUCAUUGGAAAGUCACACUUGUUUACUUCACUCCUGCCUCUGCUGUUUGCCUAUGUUGGUCCGAUUGCAUCCCAAGAUCCAAGGGGAGCGAUUCAGGUGUUAUACUUAAUCCUGGAAAUUCUACCAGCAGUUGUGUGCAUCACAAAACAGAUUGUACCUGCCCCAAUGAACUCGUCGUCAGUGUUUGAAAGCAGCAUCAUUGACAUUGGGACAACGUCGGAGCACUACGCUGUUGUAGAGAGUGACCACCCAUACAAGCACGCCAGUGUGGCCAACUACAAGGUUGAAUUCCCAGAAUGCGUGCGCUGGAUGGCCAUAGAAUUUGACAACCAGUGUGCAACAGGACAACUGGAAGAUGCACUGCAGCUCUUCAUUCCAGCUAGAGUUCUAAGAAAGAAAACUCCUGACAACCCAGUGGUUGGAGUGUGCACUGUAGAACAUGACAUUGCUUCCACCCAUUGGCCAGUUUUAAAGAAAUUCCAUGGACAGAAUUGUUGGCCAAAACAGUCUGUUAUUCUGCCAGGAAAUGAAGUCAUCUUUUCUUUGGAAACAGCAUCAGAUUAUGUGAAGGAUGAGAAAUCGUCCUAUUAUGGAUUCAAGUGUAUUGUCAUUGGAUAUGACUUUGAUGCCAAACCAGAAAGUAGCAUACUACAGCUGGAGAAAGAGCUGGCUUAUUUGGGAGGGAUGUGUGCAGCAGCUCUCAUGAGAAAGGACAUCACUUUGCCACCAGUAACUAUUGAAGAACUAGAUGAUGAGAUAGAGAUAAUAGAAGAAGGUGCUCAGCUGGUUUACAACGCUCACUCGAACCUGCUGGGAAAAGGCUUUGCUCUGUCACAGCCACCGACCAUCAUCCAGGCCCUGGAGGGAAAUUUACCAUUUUGCUGGCAGUCCAAUGAGAGAUCAUUUCUCAAAGAUUAUGUUGCUUGUACAGCUGGUACCAGUGGAGGCAGACUUGCACGAUGGCUACAACCUGACUCCUACCUGGACCCCAAACUGUGUGAGAUUGUUUGUAACAAAGAGGAACUCAAGUGCAGCUGGCCAGCUGUUGUGACAAUUCUUACCAAAGACCAAUACGGCGAUCUCGUCAAUGUGCCAAAUCUUAGAAUUGAGGUGAAGGCUGUUCCCAUUGAUCAGAAAGACUCACUGGAUGACUUGAAGAAAAUGAGACGAAUCAGCCGACCAGAUGAAGGAGAUCUGACAUUCGGAGGCAUGCCGCCGCCAUCACUUGACACACCAUACGAGUCGACCGUCAAAGACAGAAAGGAUGUGUUCCACUCUAUUACAUUUAUGAAGGCAUAUGAAAACUACUCGUUUGAAGAACUGAGGUAUGCUGCCCCAGCUGUGCCCCGGCCCAGUGAGAACAUGCUGGUGAAAAGUAAUAGUGAUGGAACGUACAGUGCAAACUGGACUCCAGGCUGUGUGGGCUUCUACAACAUCCACUCCACUAUCGAUGGCUUUGAUACAGCUGGUGGAUACAAAGUGGAAGUCAAAGAACCCCCACAAGGGGCACCUGCACCUUCACAGAGUACAAAGAAAGCACAUCAGCCUAACAGAAUGAGGAAGUUUGUAGGCACAUGUAGUGCCGGUCUGAGAGUGAGAGUUCACCCCACUCUUCAGAGUGAACAGAUUGGUGUGGUCAAGCCAGAAGGAGUUAUUUCAUUCAUUGAUGAGAUUCACAAUGACGAUGGUGUGUGGGUUCGCCUGGGUCAGGACAGUAUUACUGAGUGGUGCGUCAAUGGAUACUCUGAAGCCUGGUGUCUCCAGUACAACCAACACCUGGGUAAGACCCUUCUCGUGCCGGUCCAGGAACCAAAGUCCAUUCUCGAUGAAAUGGCCAAGGAACAGAUUGUACGGAAGAUGCCAGAGCAAGCUAGGGAGACAGCAAGACCGCACAGAGGUCCUGGUAUAUAUCAGGUUGUCAAAUGUGGGUCAUUUGGACACAACAUCCGCAGCAAGCCUAAUCUGAAGGCUACACCCACUGGUAUGCUUACACUUAACAAGAAAGUGUAUGCAAUUGAAGAUGUGACAAAUUCUGAUGGCACGUGGGUGAAGCUGGACUCUGAGAGUAUAGAGGAGUACUGUGACACUAGUGACUCGGAGGCGUGGACGCUGUGUAUGAGUAGAGACAACACCUACUACCUGCAGCACGAGAGCGAUCUGGGGCUGGGAGGCCGCGAUCCCUUCUCCUUCAGCACGCUACCAUCCACCAGCGCCAGGGGAUUCGACUUCUCAUCGGCACAUCAUCAGUCGGCCGUGUUCCCGUCGUUUGGAGAGAAAAACGAAGGUUUUGGUCGAAGUGCAAGCAUGCCUUCGUAUGGUUUUCUGUUUGGGCAUCCAGGUGCUGCAUCUAGUGUCCCUGUGUUUGGUCAAGAAUCGAUGGGUGCUACAGCCAGCCCGUUCAUCAUCCCGUCACUGCCCAUCACUGGCGCCGCGGGGCCCUUCACGUCCACACCAAUGCCAGAACGCUGGAUGCAGCCGGUGUCAGAGCGACGGGCCUCUCAACCAGUUUCAUCAAAACCCAUGGCUCCAAAACCAUUCGACCGGCGCCAGUCACAGCCGACCUACUUAGAGAGGCAGGCAGUGGAUCUGGGCAUGUUGAAGGGUGUUGGGAAGGACAAGGAUAUACCACCCGAACUGUUGGGAGUGUCAGUCAGGGAGCUGGUUAAUGCUUUAGGUGAAAGCCGAGCCAAUGGUAACGGGCCAACUCCAAACCCUUCACCUCCAGGAUCUCCCAGACAGAAUUCACGAAGCAACAGUCCCAAAGCCUCAAGUGAUUCAGGUUCCCGGUCAGGCUCACCUGCAGCUCGAGGUGACCGAGACAGCCCUCACCACAGAGGUCCACUGUCGCAUGAAGAGACAUUCAAAACUCCACCCAGCAGUCCCAUCCCCCUGAGAACGAGACUACACAAAGAACCUUCGUUUGAGACCUCCAGCCUGUCUCCACCUAAAACCCCUCCAUCAGCUCGCAGAGAACUGUCUCAGGUGAAGCUGUCCUCAUCACCAGGAGUAGCUUCAGCAUCUCCUGGAGGCUCGGGGUCAGGGAGUCCCAGAUACGCAUCACCUGUUAGAAGUGGAAGUCCUCAGUACCGUGGUGGCAGCAGCUGUCUUCAGUCGGGAGCAAGCGCUUCCAGCAUCAGAUCAUCCAGUCCCUCGCAGUUAAUGGGUGCAUUCAGUAUUGGGUCCUCACCACCAAAAGAUGAAGCAAUUAGGUUGUCACCCAAGGCAAAUAGAAAGGACCGAGGCCGUCAGCUACGAUCUAAGCGAGAACGAGCAUCAUCUCCGUCUCCACGUGACAUACCAUUUGUCACCAGGGCGAGGUCAGCAUCGUCAGCUUCAAUUACUCUUGACCAGCCCAGGGAGCCAGUCAAGGAAGCCCUGUCGCCAUCGGUGGCUGAAUGUCUCAGAGCUGUGUUUGCUGCAUUCAUGUGGCACGAAGGCAUCGUCCAUGAUGCCAUGGCUUGUGCCUCGUUCCUCAAGUUUCACCCUGACUUGACAAAAGAAAUGUCAAAAUUUGUGAAAAGUAAAGAUCGCGAAAGAGUUAGAACAAGGCAUGCAACAGAAUCGAGCAAAGGCUCUCCGAGAGAUAAAAGAAAAGAAAAUAUGAAUGAGAGCAGAGUUAGAUUUAAUCUCGAGCCACAGGUGAAGGACCUUGACUUGGUUGAAAAGUCGGCCAUACAGUCUAGACCUCCUAUAUCUCGACACAAGUCCGAGGGGAAUGAAAAAUGGAUUCCAGAAUUCAGUCAGAAGCUGAAGGAUGAUGGGGAUUCAAACAAGGAGACUCAAUUACCACCAACACUACAGCAUCUAGUUUAUUUUUGGGAAGAGCUGUCGACGUCGGUCAUACGAGUUAUUGAUCAAGAGUUGAUUCUUCCCAGCCCAGCUGUGGCAGCAAAAAUGAAGAAAGUUGAAAAGAAAGACAAGGAAAAGGACAAAGAGAAAAAGUUCAAGAAACGCAAAGACCAGAAAUCGAUGGCGAAAGGUCACAUGUUUGCCGAAGCAGUUGCCGGUAUGUUUGGUGGUGGUGGAAUAGGAAUAGGGGGCGCGGAAAGAGAAGCCGCCUGCGAACUGUGUGGUGGUUCAUUCCCACAUCCUGUCACCUACCACAUGCGCAGCGUCCAUCCAGGCUGUGGUAGACACGCCUGUGGAAAAGGCUACAACAGUGGUGGAAACUUCUGUGGUGGCUGGGCGGGCAACUGCGGUGAAGGUGGAAUAGGAGGCAGCAGUUGGUACCUGAUGUGUGAUGUGUGCAGGGACAAGUACCUGAAAGAGAAGCGCCAGUCUGAGAAACACAAGGACAAGGUGAAGAAGAUGAAGAAGCGGAGUAUUCUGUCAAAACAGCAGACUCUGAUGUCACCUCUGGAGCCUCACGUGAUACUUAAAAACAAUGCCAUGUUUCUCCUGGACAUGGCUAGUGCCUCUGGUUUCACGUUACCGAAACAUCACAAGAAACACGUUCUUAUGAGGUCGGACAUUGGACUGCCCAGUGUGAGUGAAAAUGCUGGUUCGGACAUGGAGUCUUUUCCGCCAGUACCAUUCCAAUACCUGAUGCAGCAUAAUGCCCAGAAUGCUGACUCGGCGUUUGCUGAGGACAUUUUCAUAGAUGACGAUGAUCGAGUCUUUGUCAGGUCGGGAUCGAUGUCCAUGGCUCAGAGAAGAAUUAUCUACCGGCCACGUCUACCAACCGAACCACGACACAGUCCCCUGGCAAGGUCAGGGUCAUUGGGGCAAGAUGUCAGGUCAUUUUCACAGUUCUCUUCAGUAGGAUCUCAGGAACAGAGUGUCAUAAUUGUGCCUGAAACCAGGGUUGUAACGAAAAGUGCUGGCACCAGUCCAGAAUUUGAGCAGGAACAGUUCAAGAAAACCAUUUUUCAGCGGAGUGUGUCAGAAAUUACCCCCGAGGAAGAAAACAGUCAAAGCAGUACCAACCGAUCUCUGUCUAGACGAAGAAACAACAGUGGUGGCGUGUCAGAUGGUGGAAUGUCACUUCUGAAACAUCCGUCGGCCGCCAUGACAAAGCUGAUCUCAUCGGUUGAUCGUCAGUCAGAAAAUGGGGAGCGAGCGUUACAGCGACCUGUCAUGGAAUUCAUCAUUCAGCGUCAUGACCUGGAUAAUCUUCAGCUGGCCAUGAGACAAGCACUGAGGAAGGCAGCGUGUCGAGUGUUUGCCAUGCAGGCAUUCAACUGGCUGAUGAGGAGUGUGGUACAACAAGUGUGUAUGCAUGACCUGUUGUGGUUCCUUGUGGCAGCGUUAAAACCUCUACCCGAGGAGGAGGAGGAAGAGGAGAAGGAGGACCAACAGAAGGAAAAGCAGAAAGAGGUCAAGAAAGAUCUCGAGGAUCUUCCUCUUUGUGAACACCCCUUGGCUGACAUCAGCAUUGCGGGGAAGGCUGUGGCACCUCUACCAGAGAUGUUUCAUACCCUGCUGCAGACAAUCUCGGAUGUCAUGAUGUAUCUCCCAGCCAGCACAGCACUCCAGCAAAUGGCGGUGUGCUGCUAUUGCAUGAGGUUCCAGCAGCACGACCACCAGUUUCUACAUGAGAGCCAUGUGUUUAGCAACAUCAGCCGCAUCCUCAGCAAAUCGGACGAGGAAUCCGAGGAAAUAAGUCUUGAUGCUUCACAGGUGAAACGCCUAAAAGAAGGACAUUUGAUUGGCUUUUCCCUGUACUGUCUGAAAGACUUAACGUCUGCUGCUGAAAUAACUGCCUCAAGUCGCCAAGCCAUGAUCGGCAGUCUUACAGACAAUUCAACAGAAACAUUCUGGGAGAGUGGUGACGAGGAUCGAAAUAAGUUGAAAAUUUUAACUGUGGUCUGCUCAAAGAGAUCUGAACCAAAGAUGAUUUAUGUUCACAUUGACAACACAAGGGAUGUGGCUAACAAAGUAGCAAGCAUAAUAUUCAGUGCUGGUUCAAGUUCUGAAGAACUCAAAAGAAUUAAACAGAUUGAGUUGGACAGUCGCAGUGCGGGCUGGAUGAGCUGCUUGUUACCGGAACCCAACAGCUACUUCAUUCAGCUGGAGCUGCGAGGGUCCGACCAGAGUCUGAGAGUCCGACAGAUCAAGGUGCUGGGCGAGGAGAUGGGUGAAUCCAACCUGCUGCCCAUCAAGAAGACUGCAUCAGACAUCCAGCAGGACAGCUGUGAGGCCGAGACUCUCAAAGUCUUCAGAAUAUUGACAGCACAGGUGUUUGGUCGCCUCAUCUUUCCACUGGAGAGGUUUGAGGAGCUUCCCGAAAACAAGAUGGAGGUUGACGUGGUUGAUGCUGACAAUGAUUUGAAGGAGCACAUGGUCGGCAUCCUCUUCAGCCGCAGUAAGCUGUCUCAUCUACAGAAACAGGAGUUUGGAUUGCAUGACAUUAACAGUGAUCUUAGACACCAGGUGUGCUUACAUAUUGUCCAGGGAAUCAGAAAGGAGGCGGGCCGUAUAAAGGAAGAGUGGGAGUCGACAUUGGGAAACAAACAGGAAAUGCUUGAUGACAACAGGGGCUCUGAUGUGUACUGUUUUGAACUGCUGUCCAUGGUUCUGGCACUGAGUGGGUCAAGUGUUGGUAGGAACUACUUGGCUCAACAAUACAAACUCAUCCAGGAUCUGUUCGGCCUGUUGCACACAGCAACCCCACGAAUCAUGAGACAGGUAACAUCAGUUUUACGGAGAGUGUUGCCAGAUGUUAAGCCACAGAUCUUAGCCAACAUUCUGUGUGUUCCUAAUUUACCUCCUUCAGACUACAGUAUUGUGGCCGUCACUGCAAAAGAUGGGGUUAAUGACAAUUUUGAUCCAGAAACACCAGGUAUACUGGAUGUGUUUCUGGCAUGUAUCAGCAAGGCUCUGUCUGUCCAGACACGGGUUAAAAGCAGUGGGCCUAGUAAAGGAGUCUCCACCAUCCAAUUGUCUGAUUGUUUAAAGGGAGAGUCAGUCAGUGCUACCGGUCGUCGGUGGUGGUUGAGAGGCCACAUGUCUGAGGCUCAAGCUACAUCAAUUAUCAACCUGGUCAGGGACAUGGCUGCUGGUAAUUUGUCAGAAACAUGGGCGGAGGUAACGAAAGCUGCCAUUGCUGAAUCAAUUCUGAACAUGACCAAGCUGAGUGAAGCUGAUCGAGAUUCUGUGUCCUGUGUGAAAAUACCCACUCUGUGGCUGGGUCUGGCUGCUCUGUGUGUAUUGGAUCAGGACCAUUCUGAACGUCUUUCAUCUGGAGAGUGGGUGGCCAGUCAAGAUGGUCAGCAUGGACAUCCUAGGCCGACCUGUGAUAACCACGAUGACGGGAUCACCUCAGCCAUUAUCCUGUGUAACGAGUGUGGUAACCUCUGUGCAGACUGUGAUAAGUAUCUUCAUCUCCAGAAGAAAACUCGAACACACCAAAGACAGGUUUUUCGAGAGGAAGAAGAAGCCAUUAAAGUUGAUCUCCAUGAAGGAUGUGGUCGAAUCAAACUGUUUUGGUUAAUGGCACUAGCUGAUUCCAAGACACUAAAGGCAAUGGUGGAGUUCAGAGAAGGCAAGCUUUCAACUACAGCUACUGUGGGUCCUGGAACAUGUCGUUUCUGUGGGACGUCAAGCAACACCGGAGUUCUGGCUAUUGGAAAUGUGUGUUCAGAUCCAGACUGUCAGGCUCAUGCCAACAAUGCCUGCAUUAAAAUCCUGCCCUGUGGUCACUCAUGUGGAGGUAUCAAGAAUGAAGAAAAAUGUCUCCCGUGUCUGCACCGAUGUCAGUCAUGUGACCAGAAGUCCCUGCGUCAGGAUGCUGAUGACAUGUGCAUGAUUUGUUUUACAGAGGCCCUCUCUGCAGCACCUGCCAUUCACCUCAAAUGUGGCCAUGUGUUUCAUCUGCAUUGCUGUAGAAAGAUCCUGGAGAAGAAAUGGGUGGGACCAAGAAUCACAUUUGGCUUCUCAUUGUGUCCUAUCUGCAAGGAUCAUAUUGAACAUCCAGUAUUGAGAGAACUCCUUCAACCGAUUCUUGAAUUGUACGAAAAUGUGCGGCGUAAAGCUCUCAUGCGUUUGGAGUACGAAGGGCUGAAGAAAGCCGAGGCUAUAGAAACACCAGGAGCAAGAUUUUACCACGACCCUUCUGGCUACGCCAUGGAACGAUAUGCCUACUAUGUCUGUUUUAAAUGCUUUAAGGCAUACUAUGGUGGUGAGGCUAGAUGCGAUGAACAGGCAGGGGCAGAUAACUACGAUCCUAAAGAAUUAGUGUGUGGAGCUUGUUCUGAUGUGUCCAGAGCACAGAUGUGUCCAAAGCAUGGAACCGACUUCCUGGAAUACAAGUGUCGAUACUGCUGCUCAGUGGCAGUGUUUUUCUGUUUCGGUACCACACACUUCUGUAAUGCUUGUCAUGAUGAUUUUCAACGAGUCACCAACAUUAGUAAGACAGAUUUACCACACUGUCCAGCAGGUCCAAGAGGAAAACAGCUCGAGGGAGAAGAGUGUCCCCUACAUGUACAGCAUCCACCAACUGGAGAAGAAUUUGCACUGGGCUGUGGUGUGUGUCGUAACGCUCAUACAUUCUAGAAUGUCUGUGUUGGACUGGUGUGUGUCACAACACUCAUACAUUCUAGAAUGUCUAUAUUGGACUGCUGUGUGAAGCAAUGCUCAUACAUUAUGGAGGUCUAUAUUGGACUGGUAUGUGAAGCAACGUUUAUACAUUCUAUAAUAUUUAUAUUGGACUGUGGUGUGUGUUGCAAGGCUCAUGCAUUCUAGAAUGUUUGUAUUGGACUGUGGAGUAUGCCAAAAUGCUCAUAAAUUCUAGAAUGUCUGUACUGGGCUAUGGUAUGUACCUGCAAUGGCUAUACAUUUAUGUCUGUACUGUGUUGCCGAAAUGUUCAUAGAUUGUAGUGUGUGCCACAGUGCUUGCAUAUUCUAGGAUGUCUGUACAGGGCUGUGGUGAGUGCCAAAAUGCUCAUACAUUCUUCUAGGAUGUCUGUACAACUGUUGUGUGUUUUAAAAUGAAAAUACAUUCUAGAGAUCUGUCUAGCGGUUUCCACUGGACUGGGGUGUGAACCGGUGUUCAUGCAUCCUAAAGAUCUGUUCAGCUGUUAGCACUGGACUGUGGUGUGUUCAUACAUUCUAGUCUGUACAGUGAUUUGCUCUGGGCUGUGGUGUGUGUUGCAAUGUUUAUACAUUCUAGGAUGUCUGUACUGUUAAACAUGCUACUGAACUUGGGUAUGUGCAGCAGGAAUUAUGAUAUAUUCUAGACUAUACAGUAGUAUUCAGUGUGUGCUGCAGUGAUCAUUUCAAUAUUUUACUUAAUGUUAAGUGCUAUAGUUGUUGGUUUUCUUUUUUUACUUCGUUAAUUACACCUUACAACUUAAGACAGCAAUGAAGUAGAAAAACAAUUUUCUCUAGUUGUUUUUUUUAUUCUUAUCUGAAGAAUGAAUGAAUACAUGAAUAUAAAGUAUCUUGUGUUAUUCAGUAAAUGUUUAAUUUUAUGUGUGAAUGAAACAGAGCUAAAUUAUAUAUCUUAAAAUGUAUACAGACAUUGUUUUUUUUUGCAUAUUGCAUAAUGUAUAUAUGAUUGCAUUUACACAGAUUUGUAUAAAUGUAAAUAUUUGUAAAAACAAAUUUAAUAAUAAUAAAUCCAUAUUUGUUUAAAAACAAAAAAAAAGAUUAAUUUAGCUUUUUUAUUAAGUUAGAUUCAAGAAAUACACCUAUAAAAGAAUUGUAAAAAUAUAGAUGUAAAAUAAUUGUAAAAAGUAUUUGUAUUGUUCUUUUAUGGAUGACAUUGAAAAAUAACAUGAAAAUCAAAUUCCUACAAUCAAUCUUGGGAGUUUUAAAUUAAGUACGUAUUCAUCCUUUGAUGUUCAUUUAUGUUUCAUGUGUUAUAUAUUUAGGUGCUUUCAUUAAGCACAUACCAGUGUCGUGGUACAACGUUAUAUAUAGUGGUGUCGUUAUCAGUAUUGUUUUGUUUAAAAAUGAAAUUAAACAUACUUUCCGCUGGAAUUGUUUACUUAACCAUUUGUGAAGAUUAUGAUAUAUAUAUGUAUUAUAAUAGUAGUAAUUGUUAACGUUUUGUUUUGUUAGUUGUUGUAUAUUGUACAUUUAAAAAACAAAUGUUACCUGCUUUUCCAAUCAGUAUAUUUACAAUUACUAUACAUGUUGUCGUAUUUGUCUGGUUUUGACAUAAGAAAUUAAAAUGAAUGUCAGUAUAAUAUGAUCAUAAAAUUAAAUGAUGUGAUUUCAAGUCGUUUUUUUUUUGUGUAUGUCAGCUGAACGGUUAUUGCCAUGUAAUUUUUCUGUGAUAAGCAUAAUUUGGUUACAGCACUGUCCUUCCACCAACAAACCAGAUUAUUGGCCAAAGUGCCUACAAUCCUUGAACACUAAGAAACAACCAUAAUAAAAGACAAUUACACAUAUUAAAAGGGACUUGCAGUGACUAGUUAGUUAAGUAAUUUGGUGCAUAUAAGCCUUUUUGCACUAAACGCUGGCAAACUAUUUUUAACUGGUACAACAUCUUGUAAAAAAACCAGGUCUUAACAAGCAUUGACAACAAAGGCUGGGUGAACUUGCCUACCCCAUAAAAGGAAGUUAAUUCAUAAGGGAGAUAAUUUCCAAUGCUGUAGCAUUUACCAUCAACAAGAUUACUUUGUUAAAUGGAUUCACUUAAGGAUUGUUCAGUUUCAUUUACAAACCUAAUAUUUAACCCUUUUCACAUUCUUUCAUUAUAUACAAUUAACUGGCCGACUUGAGCCACAGAGGCCUGCAUGCUUUGGUAGGUCGAUGUCUUAUAUUUUAGAAAUUUGUGUUCAGAAGUCCAGUAAUAGUUGAUUUAAAUAACAAUACAGUGUGUAACAUACAGUAAUAGUUGAUUUACAUAACAAUACAGUGUGUAACAUACAGUAAUAGUUGAUUUAAAUAACGAAUACAGUGUGUAACAUACAGUAAUAGUUGAUUUAAAUAACAAAUACAGUGUAACAUACAGAGUAUUACAUUAACAGAUUAGUAAUUAUUUCACUGAAAAUGUUUUGGUUUUUAAAUUACCAAGAGCAUGUAAACACAGAUGUGUACUGAAUUAUUUUGAUUCUGUUGAAAUUACAUAAAAACUGUCAUAUAUACUCUUUUAAAUUAACAGCAUCGUCCAGCAACCUUGUAGGGUCCAUUAGACUGAUAGAGAGUUACGUUGACAAAUAAUCAAUAUUAGAUGUAUUACAUUUUUGAUCAUAUAUGAAUGUCAUGUUUUUUUGUGUUUUUUUAAAGCAUACUAUAUGGGAGACUUUGCUUUUCUUCUUUUUUUAUCUCCCAAUAUUCGGUAUGCGAGUGUUUUAUACUGUGGGUUCAUUUACAAAUUUGUUAAUUUUAAGAUUUUUCUAAAAACUGUACCUGUACCUGAAGAAAAAAAAGUCAUUAAAUAGUUAACUGAAACUAGUUGAUGAAAGCACAGUGUGUAUGUAUGUGUUUUGCUUGUGUAUUAUUCAUAUUGAAUAAACAGUUUAAAAAAUA